Molecule: messenger RNA, 1252 nt
Organism: Camarhynchus parvulus
Lineage: Eukaryota; Metazoa; Chordata; Aves; Passeriformes; Thraupidae
Product: nuclear cap-binding protein subunit 2
Exons: 4
Coding region: 74-580 (168 amino acids)
Biological process (GO): mRNA cis splicing, via spliceosome
Cellular component (GO): nuclear cap binding complex
Molecular function (GO): RNA cap binding
Source: RefSeq, a predicted model, not a curated record
GCCGCGUCCGGUGCGCGGCGGUUGUGGAAGGAUCCCGGCGGCGGGGCCGGGCGGCGGGGCCCGGGCGGGCGCGAUGUCGGGGCUGCUGCACACCACGCUCAGCGGGCUCAACAGCGACUCGUACUGCGAGAUCAGCCAGUACCGCGAUCAGCACUUCCGGGGUAGCAGGCAGCUGCAGGAGAAAUCGCUGAAGAUUUCCUCCACGCUCUAUGUCGGCAACCUGUCCUUCUACACCACCGAGGAGCAGAUCCAGGAGCUCUUCUCCAAGUGCGGGGAUGUCAAGAGGAUUGUCAUGGGUCUGGACAAGAUCAAGAAAACCCCCUGUGGCUUCUGCUUUGUAGAGUACUACACGAGGGCAGAUGCUGAGCACGCCAUGAGGUUUAUCAACGGCACCCGGCUGGACGACCGCAUCAUCCGCACGGACUGGGACGCAGGGUUCAAGGAGGGGAGACAGUAUGGGAGAGGAAAGACUGGAGGACAGGUGCGAGAUGAAUACCGGACAGACUACGAUGUGGGAAGAGGUGGCUUUGGCAAGAUCAUCCAGAUGCAGAAGGCAAAUCACCAGCCUGCAAUCUAUUAAUUGCCUCGUGGCUCCUAGCUCAUAGAGGGCUCUGUCCUUCCAGAGCUAGCCCUGUUCUCACAUUUGGGAUCAGGGUAUGGAGUGAGAUCCAAGUUCCAGCAAAAGGUGACUCUCCUUAGACUGUGGAUAUACAUGUGUUCAUUCUCCCUUCUUCCUGAGCUAGAGAGGAUGUUCUGUGCUGAUACAGGGCAACAAGGGGAAAAAAUGGACAGCUCUGUAGGAUUUUGGGCAAGAAGAAAUGCAGCAUGUCACACACACCUUAUGCUAUGACAUUCUCUUCAUGUUGCACUUAAGCAGGUGGCUUCCUCCAAGCUGCAACUGCAGCUGUGGUUGCUUUCAAAUGGAACUUUUUUUAAAAGCUUACCACCAUUGGAGCCCUCCAGGUGCCUGGGCACCUAGUGAGGAUGCACAAGAGAUUCAGGUUUCUAAUUUACAACCUCACCUGCUCAAUAAACAGUAUCACUGUUUGAAUGAGGGAAGUGGACAAGGUCUUACCAUCCACUUGGAGGUGCUUGUCUGCACAUCUAGCCCUUGGGUUGGUCAGGGCCUGCAGAGCAUUUCUCUUUGUGAUGCCCCCAGUGCUGCCUGGCUUUUCAGAUCCUCACUGUUCGGUGUGAUUUUGUUAAAAGUUUCUGUUAAUUUUUUUAAAUAAACAGUUGUAUUUGGUCUGAC